CCUGGAUGCGUUGGGAUGUUUUCCUGUAGUGUUGUCAGCUGGACCCGACAGCAGCACCAGAACCAUGACAGUGGCUCCCAUACGCCUCAUGCUUUGUUUACAAAGUGGCUCUUUCUAUCUCAUACCCCUGGCUCUGACCCAUCUGGCUCUGUCUGUCUGUCCUACAGUCGGAACCAGCUGUCCGUCCUCCCAGCUGUCGUCUGUAGCCUCCCCCUAAAGGUUCUGAUCGCCUCCAAUAACAAACUUGUGUCUCUGCCAGAAGAAUUGGGCCAGCUGAGACACCUCACUGAGCUGGAUGUGAGCUGUAACGAAAUCCGGACGUUACCAUCCCAAAUAGGUCAGCUGGAGGCUCUGAGAGACCUGAACAUCAGGAGGAACCACCUGGUCCGACUUCCUUCAGAGCUGGCAGAGCUUCCUCUGGUGCGCCUCGACUUCUCCUGCAACAAAGUGACCUCCAUCCCUGUCUGUUACCGCGGCCUCUCUCACCUGCAGGCCAUCGUCCUGGACAACAAUCCACUGCAGAGCCCACCUGCACAGAUAUGUAUCAAAGGGAAGGUCCACAUCUUUAAGUAUCUGAACCUGGAAGCCAGCAAGAGCACGCCGGAGCUGCCCGAGUACGACAGACGACCUCUGACCUCCUGUGUUGAUGAGGCGUAUCAAGGGCGGCCGUAUGGAGCGCUCGACUCUGGCUUCAAUAGCGUCGACAGCGGAGACAAGCGGUGGCUGGGCAAUGAGGUUUCAGAGGAGCUGUCGGAGCAGGCGGUCAGAGAUCACAGACGCUCUGGACCAGGAGGAGCUGUGCUGCCCAACGGGACACCAGAUGGGGAGAUGGAGCAGAUCGACUUCAUAGACAGCUAUGUGGAGGAGGAGGAGGAUGGGAAGGCUCGAGGUGACAGAAGCAGCCUCAGCUCUCAGUUCAUGGCCUACAUCGAGAGACGCAUCACCAGAGAGGGUUCUCCAGUGAAGAACAGCUUGGCCCGGGCCGAUGACAUGAGGCGACACAGCAGAAACAUGGCCGACAGCGCCUCGCCGUCUCCCACCUCCCACAGUCAGAGAGGAGCCUCUGGUUCUGCUUCUGGAGGCGUUGAGAGGAUAAGGAGGGAAGCUCAGCUCGCCGCUCUGAGGUACGACGAAGAGAGGCAGAGGAAUCGUUCUCUCCAGAGAGAUGGUGCCACCAACUAUGCCAAGAAAUCAACCCAGAGUCCAUCAAAGUCCGGUCCAGAGGCUGAGAACGUCUACCCCUCCAGACGCUCCACCCACACAGAUGACUCCGCCCUCAUCAUGCAGGGGGAGGACAGAGCCACCCUGUCUCCUACAGCCAAUCAGUCACCAUCAUAUCAAAACUUGGGGGGCGGAGCCUCCAGUCAGACAGGCAGCGUUCGUCCUGAGAGCUUCCUGUAUCGCCUUGGACAAAGAGACGAGAAAAGAAGAGGGGACCCAGCUGUUGCUCCUUCUCAGACCAAGCAGGAGGUUCCUGCGGCUCCUCCUUUGGUGGGAGAAGAUGCGGAGCUGGUGGAGCAGCUCAGGAAGAACAUUGAGUCCCGACUGAAGGUGGCGCUGCCCAGCGACCUGGGAGCCGCUCUGACGGACGGCGUGGUGCUGUGCCACCUUGCCAAUCACGUGAGGCCGCGCUCCGUCCCCAGCAUCCACGUCCCUUCCCCCGCUGUGCCUAAACUCACCAUGGCCAAGUGUCGCCGCAAUGUUGAGAACUUCCUGGAGGCGUGUCGCAGGAUCGGAGUCCCGCAGAGUAAGUUGUGUCUUCCUCUUCACAUUCUGGAGGAACGAGGGCUCCCUCAGGUGGCCGGGACAGUCAGUGCACUGCUGGACCUGGCUCCGCCCCGACAGUCCGUCUCCUCGACGACAACGCCGCCCGGAACCUCCGUCAUGAUUUAGCCCCCCCACCCCGCUGCAGCUGCACGCGCUCAGUCAGCCUCCUGUAACGGCAGCCGCCAUAUUCCACUGAGCAGAAAAAAACACAGCGCUGUCAAACGUACACGAGUCACCUGGACAGGCUCAGCCUCGGAAGCUGUGGGACGUAUGGAAGCCCAUCAGAACCAGGAGUUGUAGUUAGAAACCUGAACGCUGUUUGGUUGAACUGAGUGAGUCGGUGUGAAGAGCAGGUUUUACUGCUAGAACUGGAGGAGAAACACAUCAAACAGGAAAUUCUUUGAACUCUGAAAAGUUUAACUUAGUUGGAACAAAUCCAACUCAGGCAGAGAGUUUUUUACCUUUUUGUUCUUGUGGAACAUCUGAUCUUUUUGUUUUUUUGUGGAAAUAUAUUUUAUUAAGUGAGAGAAAAUUUUAUUUUAAAAAUUUUCUCUCAAUCCUUUGAAUUAAUCUAAACCACAAACAAAUUAAACUUAAAAAAUAAGUUUUAAAAACCACUCAUUGUUGUGUGAAAGUUACAUUUUACACUAAUUUACCAUGGUUUUGUUUUAGCUUAUGUUACACAGGUAAGCUUUCUGCAGAAAUGGGCUUCCAUACAGUUUCCAUACAGACUUCCAGCAGGUGAGUGUUUUAGUCUGGAUGUUGUGAGGCGUUCCUACUGAUCCCAGUACACAGGAGUCAAACGGGCUGUGUUACUGGUGCAGGACUAAUGACAGGACGGGAUCUGAUGGAGACAUAAACAGAGCUGAGCGCACACUGUCACUGAAGCAGUUUAUUUGUCCUUAGAAUGAGUCAUUCGACAAAUCUCUAAAGAGAAAAUCUAGGUUUAAACACAGAAAGCUUAUCGAUAAGUCCACACAUCAUGAAUACAUAUGCAUUUUUUCUCUUUGAGACUAAAGAUUUCAGCUUUUUUUAGGUCAGUUUCAGGGAUUAUUUAUUUUGCCUGGGUCAAAACAGGCCAAAAAUCUCACCUGUUUAAAUUACAUUCCAAUAUUUUUCUUAUUUAAACAGAAUUUCUGUUAAACUUCACUUUAGAGGUAAAGUUUACCGCAGUCAUGUACAGGUAAACAUGACAAGUAAAAUUUUCUCCCAAACUCCAAAUUUGUCCACAAGUUUUUGUGGAAUAUGUCGUCAGACUUAAGAAACCGAACCUCAAAAUCUAAAACUUUGAAUAAAGUUAAAGACUUUCCCCCCCCCCCCACAUAUUAUGUUUUGUAAUUGUUUAACCUACUUCUGUUUCCUGUUGCGUUCCUGGAAAAUGUCCAUAUGGAUUCAGACCUGACUCCCUUACCUGGAGUCAGGUUUCUUUUUCAUUCGUCUCGUUGCAUCCUCAAAUAUAUCGACCAGCUUCAUUUACUCGAUGUUUUCACUUCAAACUUUCAAAAGAUAUUAACUGUCACUGCUUCAGUUUUAGUGCAUUGGUAUAAGUUAACUUGUACUGAUUAAUUAAUUAAAGAAAUAAGAGAAAUAUACUUAAUUUUUCCAUAGCAAGGAAAUCAGGUAUAAUAAGCAGGGAAGUGAAAGGCAAACGGAAGCAUUUGGAUACUAAUGAAGGUAAAAACUGUACAGUAAGGGCAGAUGUAUAACAC
Molecule: messenger RNA, 3476 nt
Organism: Cyprinodon variegatus (sheepshead minnow)
Lineage: Eukaryota; Metazoa; Chordata; Actinopteri; Cyprinodontiformes; Cyprinodontidae
Product: leucine-rich repeats and calponin homology (CH) domain containing 3
Exons: 18
Coding region: 16-1893 (625 amino acids)
Molecular function (GO): protein binding
Source: RefSeq, a predicted model, not a curated record